CGUGUAAUAUAAAGUGAAAACACGUGUCGCGUACUGCUCGGAUAAUGUCAAUUUAGUACAGAGAAGUAGAAACUUACUACUGUGUAAGAUAUUAAAGCCAAUGUUAUUGUUAUAUUUGUGAUUUUGAUGUGUAACGUCUUUUUUUAUCUGAAUUUCAUCAAAAAUUAGUAUCGUCGAUAACAAGUUUGUGCAUUAUCAACCGAAACUUACAUUAGACAAAUAUAGACAAAUAAGAAAUAAAUAUUUCAAGACAAAUAUAUUUUUAAAAAUAAAAAAAAAAUGAAGAAGCCAACAGAAGCUAUUAUAGACAGUGUUAUUGUCAAACCAAAUAAAAUUCAACCCAUAAUUGUUCAUUUUCAAAAUGGUCAACUUAAAGACGAAGAAACAAAUAAAAUGAAAUGUCAAUUAUACAAUGAUGAGGAUAAACAGAAAGUAGUUCUGGUAAUGUCUAAUGGUCAAGUGGUUUAUAGAGGUCUUAGACCAGAUCUUGAAAAAGAACUAACUUAUACAAUGUUGGCAAUUCAUAAUAAAAAAACUGGAAAAGUUAGAUUAGUUCAAGCAGAACAUUGGGAUGUAGCUCCUGUGUUAGACCAACAUAUUAACAAUAAUGAUAAUGAAAAUUUAGAUAAACAUGCUGAGUUAAAUAAAAAGUUUGGAUCUAAAAAAAUAAAAAGACGAACAGAACAGUUUGAAAAGAUGAAAGUCAAAAUUGAAGAUAUUAAAGAAUCAUUGGAGAAAACUGUUCAAGAUAUUCCAAUUGCCACAGAAGAUUUAGAAAAGAGUGCAAAAGAUGAUUUGAUUGAUGGAACCAUUUUGCCACCUUGUAAUAAAGAUGCCAAGCAUGAGUCUGAAAUUUAUAAUAUUUAUGAUAUUGUUCCAAAGAAAAUUUUAAAAACUUUAUCUGUUGCGUCAGUCAAAAUUUCUGAAAGUGAUAUUGUAGACAAGCCAACAUUUUUCAAGAAAACUGUUGAAUAUAUUAAAACAGAUCCUAAAUCAGAAUUUAAAAUCGAAAUGUUGCUGUACAUUGAAGCGAUAGCUAAGUGGUUAAAUACACCUGUAAAAUUAGCAAAAUCUAAGAAUUUUAAUGCAUGUGAACAUUCUGACGAUGUACACUCUUAUGUUUUACAAAAUUACAGUAUGAAUAAUGGAAGACUCAAGCCUGAUUCUUUGCAACAUAAAGGGUUGUUACAUUGUAUGAUACUAGGACUAAUAAUAUGGGAUUACAAAUUAAAUAUGGAACUGUUUCAUACAAUGUUUAUUAGAACAAGUACUAAAAAAUUAUUUGAAUUUGCUAAAUGUAUUCCUGCUGCAUCCGUCACAGAUGAUAAGAAAUUUGUGGUUCUGCGAAUACGUAAAGAAAAAAAAUAGAAAUUAGUUAAAUUAAUGGCAUGAUUGAAUUUUGUACCCAUAAACUUUUAAUAAUAUUUUUUAUUC
Molecule: messenger RNA, 1434 nt
Organism: Trichogramma pretiosum
Lineage: Eukaryota; Metazoa; Arthropoda; Insecta; Hymenoptera; Trichogrammatidae
Exons: 5
Coding region: 280-1368 (362 amino acids)
Biological process (GO): transcription elongation by RNA polymerase I; nucleolar large rRNA transcription by RNA polymerase I; RNA polymerase I preinitiation complex assembly
Cellular component (GO): RNA polymerase I complex
Molecular function (GO): DNA binding
Source: RefSeq, a predicted model, not a curated record